UUCUGACUUCACUUCUGCAAAUCCCAGCUACAAUAUUUUUGAAGCACGAGAAGCAUAAUAUAAUAUAUAAGAAGAAGAAAAUACAUAUUUAAAAAAAGUUCAAAUAACAGAUCUUGGUGCAGAGUUUGUUUUCCGCUGGGUAUUUCCGCUCGUCGCUCUUCAUCGGUCGCCAGUGAUGUGGAUUUAACGUUAGCCAGAUUGAUCAUAAAAGCGCGUGUUCGUCUGUUAUGCAGGAUUAUUGACCUCUUUUCAACUCCAAAUCACUCGAUUGAAGAGAUGGAAGUCGACUUGGUUAGUUUCCGUCUACCUGGACAUGGAGACAAAGCCAUGAGCAACAUGAACUCCCUCCGGACACAGCAGCACUUCUGUGACGUCACCAUUGUGGCGGGGGGCAGACGCAUGUUCAGGGGGCAUAAGGUGGUACUGGCCGCCUGCUCCGCGUUUCUUAGGGACCAGUUUCUUUUGAACCCUUCAUCAGAGCUACAGCAGGUGUCGAUGUUGCACAGCUCAAAAGUGGUGUGUGAGCUCCUCCAGUCUUGUUACACAGGGAUGCUGCAGUUCAGUGCUAAAGAGAUUGUGAACUACCUGACAGCAGCCAGUUACCUGCAGAUGGAGCAUGUGGUGGAGAAAUGCAGAGGAGCCUUGAGCCAGUACAUGCAGCCCCGGAAUCGAAGCCCAAUGACUGUAAAAACAGAAGACCCGCAGUCCAUGCCGGUCAUUGUCAGUGGAAGUACCCACUCAUUGGGAUCUAUGUCGCCCCCGUCUGACACGGCAUCAUUACACCCUCACAGUUCUGGAAAGGAUGCUGAACACUCUGUCGUUCACUCCAGAGAUGCCAGUGAUUUUUCGAUGCACCAUGUUAGGGCAUCGGAUCCCUCUGGCCACUUCGAGGGCAGCAGUGAGUCCGACGUCUUUCAGGUGCAGAUCAGCGAUGAACAUCAAGACCCAGAGAAGAACCCUGAUGCUGAGGAGGUCAACAGAGAAUCCAUCGUCGUGUUAGACGACCACUGUCAGGAGCUGGACACGGGCGGAGAGGAAGCCAGUAUGGAGGGUCGAGGAAAAGGCAACAGUGUUCGAGGCGCAGUCCGCCCGUGGAGGCGACGACACGGCGAGCACAGGGGUGGCAGAGGAAGGGGCUUCAAAAACAAAAGACGCUACACUCUGAAGGAUCGCAAGCUUUUGGGGAACUAUCAAGAAGCUUGGCGUUUUCCCACUCCGGAUGAGAUCAUGGGUAACUUCGGAACAGACUUCGGGGCAGAUUACCUCUCCAAUCAGCAUCUCUCAAACAGUUCCCUCCAUGUGGAGUACAGGGUGGCAGAGGGACAAAAUGAGGACCAGGGUCCAGCUCAUUUCGGAGUAGAAGCUUCCAGAGGGGAAGAGACGAUGGUAGUCGGGGCACCGCAGAACGAGCGAGGCGCGCCUGACGAGUCCGUGGCUGUAGUCGGCUCCACAUCCUGCGUAACGGGACCGGUGGUUUGUGAGGACUGCGGACUUGCUUUCUCUUCGACGCAGGACUUGGCCGUGCAUUCCCUGGCGACGCAUCAGCUGUACGUGUGUCCGUGCUGCGGGAAGAACUUCAGCCACUCCAGUAACCUCAACCGUCACAUGAUCGUCCACCGCGGAGUCGCCAAACUCCACUGCUGUCCCCUGUGCCACAAGACCUUCACUCAGAAGUCAACAUUGUGCGACCACAUGAACCUGCACAGCGGGGAACGCCCGCACGUGUGCGCCUACUGCCACGUGAGCUUCGCCCACAAGCCCGCUCUAAGGCGCCACCUGAAGGAGCAACAUGGAAGGACCACUGCCCAAAACUACCUGGAGAUGCAGCGCAAUAAUGAGGGUGUGGCUGGAGGUGUUGGGGAAGGGGUUUAGAUUACAGUUAUAGGGAAUUUUGUGACAGUUAAAGUCAACAUGAAAUUAAAUUUUGCCCGGUCAACCUGAAGUUCUUGCUCUCGUUUCGUACGUUUCCUGAGUGCACAUUAUUCCAAAGCUAGAAUUGUUGGUCUUAUUAAACGUAAUACAUUUUGCAACUUUCCAUUUAUGUUGACUUCAUUCAACAGCUUUUUAGCAUUGUUUUAGGCUCAUCAAAUCUAGCCUAUAGGUCAAUAGUUCACAAAAAUAUGAAGAUUAUUUUGCAAUUUGUUACCCCCCUUCCCAGGUGUACAUUACUUUUUCUUCCGCUGAACACAAUAAGAUUAAUGUCAAUAUGGUAGCACACAGAAACAAGAUUUGGCGUUUUCAUCUUGUAGUUAAUCUAAAAUUAACUACACUUACAGCGCUUAAAGUCCCAGUGAAAUAAACAAUUACAAUGCCUACCUUUUCAUUAAAUAUCGCAGCGUUUAUUGUAAAUAGUUUACAAUGUGGGUCAUUCUCUUUUUAAAGUCUGUGUGCCCUUAUAAUCUUUAGUUAAAAUCUGAAAACCCACUUCCUUCCUAUAGUGACUAUCCAUCUUAAAUGACGUAUGUUAGACGACUUGGGCGGAGCAUCCGUUAACUCCUCCCCUUCAACUGUCUGUCUGCUGCCAGUUCCAUUUCAAAAUGUAAUGCUGUUGUUAUACAUCCAAUCGAAUCGCAGAGAAGAUGACAGCACUAUUUUUCUCAUCCAAAAUUCCCUUUUCACUCUGAUCUGCAUCAAAAUACGGAAUUACAAACGAUCGCAACUUCCUGGACUUUAACAAAUUUACUAGGCCACCUAAUAAUCAAGAGAAGAAAAGUAGAAGUAAUUUAUUAUAGUCGUUUUAUACCCAAAUUUAAAGAACAAUUUAAAAACCUUAUUUUUGAAGGAAUAUUUGAAUGUUUCUUUAAAGGAGAUAUAUUUGUGCACUUCAUUAUUUUUGAUUCAUCUUAUCUGUAACUGGGCAUCUGAAUAAAAAAAUUAAUUGCUCUAUUUUUUUUGACGUUCUUGUAAAUGAGUAAAUUAGAAAAUUCAUGGAUUAAAAAAAUAUUUUUGAGCAUUAGAAAUACUACUGUGAAGAUUUAAAAUUCAAUUUUAUUCAUAGGGUUAAGGGUAGGACAUCAUUUUUAUAAAUAUAAUGAUUUUCACUCUGUUAUUGUUGCAUAAUGUUUAUUGAACAAUAAUACUGAGGUGCAAAUAGUAACGUUAUCUGCCACUAUUUAUAAGUAUCAAUAGCUCCUAACUACUAUUUCUACCUAAUCCACAGAACAUAGAUAUUUUACAGCCUUAAAAUUAAGUGGCUCGCCCAUUGCACAAUCAUAACUUUUGCCCUGGCAAAAAAAUAUAUAUAUCACAGCACCCCCUGCUCAAAAUACAAUCCCGCGGCUAUGUAUGUGUUUGAAUGAUCUCAAAAGUCAACAUGCAUUUCAGCUUCUCAAAAGCCUCCUAAAGGUUUUUAUGUUUAAUUUCUUAUUUUGUUCAGCGACAUAACAAAAGUAAAAUAGGUUGGAGUUUCAUGUUGACUUUAACAGUAGUGUGAUAGAUAAUGACUACAGAGUGGUUUCACUGUGAUAAAGGAAGUGUUGCGCAUUAGUAAUGUCACUGUGCGGAUCAUAAUACUGCCAAAGUGUUUGAGUUUUUUAGUCCAGACAUCUUGAAUGCAGGGAGUGCCCUUAUAUUGACAGCCAUAUCAGAGAAUUGGUGAUUUAGUCCAGUUUAAAGUGAAGGUCACUUCAGGUGAGCAGCAGGAAAGGUCUAGUGCGGGCUUGUAGAAGGAUGGAUAAAAGAUGACGGGCAAACAACAGCGUUCAUGAAUUAGUACUGUGAUGAGGAAAGUAAUAGUCUGUCAUUUUAGAAGUGAAAUGCAAGUGUCUCUAUGUCUUUAUAACAUUAAAUAAAAUGGGAAAAGUUUGUCUCUA
Molecule: messenger RNA, 3812 nt
Organism: Triplophysa dalaica
Lineage: Eukaryota; Metazoa; Chordata; Actinopteri; Cypriniformes; Nemacheilidae
Product: zinc finger and BTB domain-containing protein 12-like
Exons: 5
Coding region: 277-1872 (531 amino acids)
Biological process (GO): regulation of transcription by RNA polymerase II
Cellular component (GO): nucleus
Molecular function (GO): RNA polymerase II cis-regulatory region sequence-specific DNA binding; protein binding; DNA-binding transcription factor activity, RNA polymerase II-specific
Source: RefSeq, a predicted model, not a curated record